Pyricularia pennisetigena is the source of this 1827-nucleotide messenger RNA. RefSeq lists its product as uncharacterized. Gene Ontology annotation, biological process: protein retention in Golgi apparatus; retrograde transport, endosome to Golgi. The record is from RefSeq and is a predicted model, not a curated record. The transcript is spliced from 4 exons. Bases 1 to 1827 code for a protein of 608 amino acids. Lineage: Eukaryota; Fungi; Ascomycota; Sordariomycetes; Magnaporthales; Pyriculariaceae. Gene Ontology annotation, cellular component: endosome. Gene Ontology annotation, molecular function: phosphatidylinositol binding.
AUGGAUCCGCUAGAAGAAGCGCCGUGGGCUGACGCGGCUACGACCAACACGAGCCAGUCGUCCUCCCAGCAUCAGCAGCAGGACGACAACAACGCUAUUUCAAAGCCAUCAGAAAGCAGUGCGGGUGGCUCCAGCUCCCUCUCUGCUAGCACCGGAGGUGCGCGACCGUCCAGACUCACGCCCCGUCGGCUCGUCGCCCAGCCUACCCGCCUGCAAGCUGUCGAGGAUGACCCGCUCGGCCCUCUCGGAGCACCGCCAUCAGCCGGCGCGACCACUCCUGGCGCAGCUCCGCUAUCGGAGAACUUGUCACCCACGGGCGGCUCUUCCGACACAGGCCCGCCCGCGCCACCCAAGGAGCACUCGCUCGCGAUACGGCCCGGCGGAGGAGCGCAGCAGCGCAGGGGAGGGCCUCCGGACCCGCACCGGAUCGACGACGACGACGACGACGACCGAUUGUUCGACACCACCAACCGUGGGCCCAGGGUUCCGCCACCUGUCGCGCCGGCGCCGCAGGGCUCCGGCGGGGCGGCAAGGCCCGGCGGGGUGGCGCAGAGCGUGAGCAUCGAGCAGGCAGCCAAGCCGACAUUUUGGAUCACGGUUGGCGACCCGCACAAGGUUGGAGAUUUGACUAGUUCGCAUAUUGUGUAUUCCGUGCGAACAAAGACGACAUCGAAGGGUUACAAACAACCCGAGUUCGAGGUCAAGAGACGAUACCGGGACUUUCUGUGGCUCUACAACACGCUCCAUGGAAACAACCCUGGCGUCGUGGUUCCGCCGCCGCCUGAGAAGCAGGCCGUUGGCCGUUUCGAGAGCAACUUUGUUGAGUCUCGACGGCAAGCACUCGAGAAGAUGCUCAAUAAGAUCGCGGUGCAUCCGACACUGCAGCACGAUCCGGACUUGAAGCUAUUUCUGGAGAGCGAGUCGUUCAAUGUUGACAUCAAGCACAAGGAACGGAGAGAGCCUCUCAACAUGGUUGGCGGCGAGAGCAAGGGCAUGUUCAGCAGUCUAGGCAUCGGAGGUAGCACGAACAAGUUUGUUGAGCAGGACGAUUGGUUCCACGAGCGCCGGGUUUACCUUGACGCAAUGGAAAAUCAGCUCAAAGCCCUGCUAAAGGCGAUGGAGACUAUGGUCGGCCAACGCAAGGCAAUGGCCGAGGCUGCAGGUGACUUUUCGGCAUCGCUGCACGCCUUAUCGACGGUGGAGCUUUCCCCGGCACUGUCGGGCCCCCUAGAUGCUCUUUCAGAACUGCAGACAACGAUUCAGGACGUAUACGACCGUCAAGCACAGCAGGACGUUCUGACAUUUGGAAUCGUCAUCGAGGAGUAUCUCCGGCUCAUCGGUAGCGUCAAGCAAGCAUUUGCACAGCGACAAAAGGCCUUUUACGCAUGGCAUGGUGCGGAGACAGAGCUUAACAAGCGACGGGCCACGCAGGACAAGCUGCUGCGUCAGGGCCGGUCGCAACAGGAUAGGCUCAACCACGUCGGUGCCGAGGUCGCCGAUGCCGAACGCAAGGUACACCAGGCGCGGCUGCUCUUUGAUGACAUGGGCAAAUUGAUGCGUACUGAGCUGGAUAGGUUUGAGAGGGAGAAGGUGGAGGACUUCAAGAGCGGCGUGGAGACGUUCCUGGAAAGCGCCAUUGAGGCACAGAAAGAGUUGAUCGAGAAGUGGGAGACCUUUCUCAUGCAGCUGGAUGCCGACGAUGAUGAAGCAGCGUUCUACAAACCGCCUGUCCUGGCUUCGGCUGACAACGGUGGCGGCAACAACAAGCCAGCCGGACAAACGGCUGUGGAUCGGGCCCGUGCAAGGAUCGACGAAGACUCGGAUUAG